AUGGAUGAGGCACAGCCGGAGAGCGGUCCCGCGAAUCUGCCGCUGGAAUUGCAGGCAUUGGUCGAUUUCCUCCAUGUCGACACACGACCAACAGCCAUUCUCCACGUCGCCGCCAGUACACCGAGAGAUGACAGCGUCGAAUACCGCGCUAUCUACAGCAACCCAUCCUUCCGCGACCUCCCCUCGCCCCCGCACGAGCUCGACGAUCUGCGGCAAGCCUUGUCACGAACGUUGUAUCCACCAUACCCGCUCCAAUCGCUACAUGGUGCACUGCUGGACGGCAAGAGAUGGCAAGUGAGAGUCUCAGGCGAGUACUACAUCGCCGUCGCUGCAGAAGGCAGACGAGCCGCGGGGAGAGCUGAGCCGAUCGAGCAGGACAAAUUUGGCAAACAACGUGUGCAGGUCCACGUAAAGGGACCGGGACAGACAAAUGGCGUGGGUGGUGAGGUUGCGACCGAGGAAGUGCAGCAAUCUCUAGACUGGACGCAACACAAGACAGCAGACGCAUCUCCCUGGAUCAAAUUCAUGCGGAGUGUCGAUUGGGCUUCUACUGGCGUUGGGCCCAUGGAAUUUUGGGAGCCAACGCUGCGUCAACGGGUACUGGCAAUCACUGCUCAUCCGCAUCCUCGUCUGAUUGUCUUUGGGGAGGGCAUGACGUUCAUCUACAACGAGGCCUGCGUCCAGCUUUUCGGAGCCAAACACCCUGGUUGCAUGGGUGCACACGUGUCUCAGCCAUGGUCAGAAAUCUGGACAGACCUGAAACCUAUGCUAGAGGCAGUUUACAGUGGACAAUCGACACAGCUAUCGAAUCUUCCUUUUGCAUUGGAGAGGAAUGGCUUCCUCGAGGAGACGUACUGGGAUUCGACAUUGACUCCAAUAUUCAGCCCCGAAGGCAAUGGCAUUGGGGUCUUCGACGAGCUGACUGAGACCACUCUUUCCGUCACAGAUAAGAGGCGGCGAGCUUGUGUUUCCAGCCUCUGUAGACUUGCAAAAUCUUGUUCUACUCUACAGGACCUGUGGGCUGCCGUUCUACAGGUUAUCGAGGGCGCGGAGGUAGACAUUCCCUUCGCACUGCUCUACACGGUGCUGGACGAUCUUCCAAACACCGGCUCUGAGAAAACGGUAGGCUCUCGUCGUGUUAAGUCUGCAAGGCUGGCCGGCAAAGUUGGAAUACCCCAAGGUCAUCCCGAUCUGAUCACUUCGUUCGAGCUUUCACCGAAUUCCAGUCCUCCCGGGCUUGCUUCAGCUUGCGCACAGUCGUGGCAAUCCGGUGGCACAGUGGUCGUGUCCACCAGAGAGGGGUCCCUCCCGGCAGCUCUCGGGUCAGCUGCACCGCAAAGAAGCUUUGGCGAUCCAGUCACGACGGCUUUGGUCUCUCCUAUCAAGUCAACGACCGCAGACGACAUCAUAGGCGUUCUAGUCACUGGCUUAAACCCUCGUUGCGCCUUCAUCGACGAGUAUAGUCUGUUCAUGACACUAUUCUCAGAUCUCAUAGAAAAGACGGCCGCCCUCAUAUCGUUGCCGGAAGAGCAGCGGCGAUCUCAGCUGAUUGCGGAUGAUAUCAACAACGCGCUGGCUAUGCAGCUCAAAAUGACGACGUUGAAGGCGGAGCGUAGCGAGGCCAAAUUCUCUCGAUUGGCAUCGGCCGCUCCUACGGGCAUGUUUAUGUUCGAUGCUGAAGGCAGAGCGUUGUAUGUGAAUGAUACAUAUCUCGAGAUGCUCGAUCGCACAGAAAAAGACCACAAUGCCAGGCGCCCUGAUACACUUUCGUGGCAAGACGAUAUUCAUGAGGAUGAUCUGGAGCGGUUCGUGGCGACUUGGAAACGUGUGACAGAAGAGAAGGUGCCUGUCACGAUUGAAUAUCGACUCAAGAAACCUUGGAGGUCCAUCGACAGAGCACUUGGACACGAGAUAGAGGGAGAGACGUGGCUCUUGGCUACUGCAUUUCCAGAGGUUGAGCCCGACGGCAAGGUCACUACUGUGCAAGGCUGGCUUACAGACAUCUCGCACCGAAAGUUCUCAGAGAAUCUUGUUGCUCAGAGACUCGAAGAUGCUUUGGAAAACAAACGGCAGACCGAGAACUUCAUCGACAUGACCAGUCACGAAAUGCGCAAUCCUCUCAGUGCGAUGCUGCAGAGCGCGGAUUCCAUCGUCUCCACGUUGACCUCGCUCGGCAUGCCCAUUUCGGACGAGGGAAUAACCUUGCCUGCUCAGACAGCUGAAGAUAUUGUCGACGCCGCUCAGACCGUGAUCCUGUGUGCUCAGCACCAGAAGCGAAUUGUCGACGAUGUUCUGACUUUGUCGAAGCUCGACGCAAGCCUAUUAGUGAUCUCGCCUGACAAGGUGCAGGUUCCGACGCUGAUCACCAAGGCACUGAAGAUGUACGAAGCCGAGAUCGAACGGGCCGGCAUCGAGGCACAACUCUGCAUCGAGCCUUCAUACGAAGAGCUGGGUGUGGACUGGGUGGUUCUCGAUCCCAGCCGGCUGCUGCAGGUCAUCAUCAACCUACUCACCAAUUCGAUCAAGUUCACACAGUACAGCGACGUCCGCAAAGUCAAAGUAUUUCUUGGCGCUUCACAUCAGAAGCCGACAGGACAACAUCACGGUAUAUCAUUCGUUCCGCCACGUAGAAACCGUGCGAGCCGCAAAUCACGGCGAGAUCAAAGUCGAGGAGACGAGAUCUACCUGCAAAUUGCUGUCUAUGACACUGGGAAGGGCCUCAGCGAUGAAGAGAUGAAGUCACUAUUCCAGCGCUUCCAGCAAGCCAGUCCAAAGACCUAUGGCCAAUACGGAGGUAGCGGCCUAGGUCUGUUCAUCUCCCGCGAGCUGUGCGAACUGCAGGGUGGCCAGAUCGGAGUAGCAAGCUCAGAAGGACGAACAAUCUUCACUUUUUUUGUAACAGCAAGAAAGUGGUUAUCUGAGGAGGAUGAGCGAACUCGCAAACCAAGCAUCGUCAGCGGCAGUCGUUUCACGAGCGCCUCAAACAGCCCAGUGGCCUUCAGUCGGAGAGGCAGUGUCCAGAUGCAGGAGUUGACGAACCAGAUGACACACGAGAAAGCUGAAGACGGCAGUACAGUCGAAGAGUUCCACCCUCUUACACGCAACCCCUCCAAUGCGAAAACUCAGAAGCCUCUGGAGAAGAUCUCGGAGAAACCGAAAGCGAAGGCCUCGGUGGAACAGGAAUUGCAUGUCUUGAUUGUGGAGGACAAUCUCAUUAAUCAGAAGGUUUUAUCUCAGCAACUCCGACGAGCUGGGUGCACAGUAUACGUCGCCAAUCACGGCGUCGAAUGCCUGGAGUUUUUGGAAAAAUCACAUUUUUGCACGGCGGAGACGCCACUUUCUCUUAUUCUUUUGGAUCUUGAAAUGCCCACAAUGGAUGGCCUGACUUGUAUUCGGCAUAUCAGAGAGCGACAGGCUAGCGGCAGGAUUACUGGCCAUGUACCUGUCAUUGCUGUUACCGCGAAUGCCCGAUCGGAGCAGAUAUCUGAAGCUAUUGAGGCUGGCAUGGACCAGGUCGUCACCAAGCCUUUCAGGAUUCCGGAGCUGGUACCACAGAUGGAGACCCUUGUGGCUGAGGUUGCCGCCCACGCUGUUGUAAACGCUACUUGA
Molecule: messenger RNA, 3609 nt
Organism: Lecanosticta acicola
Lineage: Eukaryota; Fungi; Ascomycota; Dothideomycetes; Mycosphaerellales; Mycosphaerellaceae
Source: the annotation of a GenBank genome assembly